GGAUUCAGUCAGUGAAAGCGCGGCGUCUCGACGGUAAAGGCGUUGUCUGUGUCUCUGCCGGCAGAGAGUAGAUGGGUGGUGCACGGGGUGGAGGGAGAGAGUGCGGGAGAGCAGAGCAGAGCACAGACACACUCUACCCGUGUAACCGCCACCCUCGCGUCCCGGAGAGUUGCGGAAACAAACGAGCGGAUCGCGGGCUGUAAACACUGAAACAUCACAACGCGAACGUCUCCAACGACUCCGCCUGGGAUCCAGACCCUGAUUAUAAGAUUUGGGGAAGUUUCUCUCCACGCCGCUGCCUGCGUGCUUGUCGUCGCUGACUUGUCCCCUCCCUCUCGGCUGCCGGUGGUUGGCUCCGGGUCUCUUUAUAAAGCCUGCAUGGAUUUGGGCUGAUGGACAAUUUCUAGCUGUGGAAGGACGGAGGAACGGGCUGAUCUCUCGCUCGCUCGCUGCCGUAAAGCCCCGUCAGGAGCUUGAGGAAGGGAGGGGAGGAACCGAAGAGCCGGGACAAGGACUAAACUUGCGAUGCAGACUUCCAAAUCGCACCGUUAGCAGCCCGAGUUCCGCCACCCACCCACCCACCCACCCUCCCGCUGCUGCCCCUCCGUCACCGACUGUCGGCUUCUGGACUUUUGCAAAGAAAGAGAUGAAUUCUACUUUCUUCAACCGGACUGUGGUGGAGGAUGGUUUUUACCCAGCCGAGGGACAUGGUCUAGGGACGGUGCUGGGAUGCUGUAAUCAGAGCGCGGUGACAACUGACGGCUCCCUCAACCUCAACCAAGAGGAGCAGAAACUCUUUAUAAUGAGAGUGGUGCAGAUCGCGGUUCUCUGUGUCCUCUCGUUGACUGUCAUCUUCGGCAUUUUCUUUCUGGGCUGCAAUUUAAUGAUCAAAUCGGAGAGCAUGAUCAACUUCUUGGUGAAAGACAGGAGACCCUCCAAGGAUGUAGAGGCUGUGAUAGUUGGCUUGUAUUAGGAGGAGUCCGCUUCGCCUAUUUUUUUUUAAUGAUCAGUGAGCUCUUCAGAUUGUACAUUGACCGCUGAGUAUCCCCCCCCCCCCCCCCCCCCCCUAUGUCUUGGAGACCCCGGGGCGGUGAGGUGGUGAUGUGGAAACACGGACCGGCAGGUUCAAACAAAGAGGGGAGCGGAUAGAGUAAAAUGGAUGCACGUGGUUUAAAAAAUAAAUCACAUUUUCUUAAAUAGAGUUCGCGGAGAGCUGUUGGGGUUUACAGAUGGGUGCGUUGUACCCUCGCCAACACCGGAGCAUUAUGUUGCAUGCGGAACAUGGAGAAUUAUUAUACAUUGCAUGAAAAUAUCAUAGAGAUUUGAAUGCUAGUAGGGAGAUGGGGCGAGAGGGAAAGAAAGACCGGGGGGUCUUGAAGCGAAUAUUGCAUGUAAAGGUAUCUACCAAUCGUUCUUACAAUGUAACGUGUACAUGAAGCUGACUCCGAACUGCGUACAAAGAAAAAAAAUCAAAACGUUUUGUAAUAUAUUUUCUUGAGGACUGAUUUUUAAACGUAUGCUUUUGUUUCGUGACUCAUUGCCUGUUUCACCCCCCACCCCAGUCUGAUGAUCAUUGGCUGGGCUGAUUUAUGUUGGAAUGACAAUGUCGUGGCAUGGUUUAUAUAAUUUCCCCAAAGAUCUCGUGGCUUCCACUCGGUUUACGCACUUGGACUUUUAAAGGUUAUUGUUUUUAACACUGUAAUGCAAAGUGUGAUUGAUAAAAAUAUUCCAACACACAA
Leucoraja erinaceus (little skate) is the source of this 1739-nucleotide messenger RNA. It is a transcript of the gene rprml, whose product is annotated as reprimo-like. The record is from RefSeq and is a predicted model, not a curated record. The coding region runs from base 647 to 973 and encodes 108 amino acids. The transcript has a single exon. NCBI's taxonomy places the organism in Eukaryota, Metazoa, Chordata, Chondrichthyes, Rajiformes, Rajidae.